UACUCAAAUGCCUUAAAGAAGUGAAGAUCCCAGGACUAUAUGCUGGUCGUUUUUCUCCCUAGAAAUGCUUCUUCUCGUCACACUCCUUCUCUUGGCUGCUCUUGUGGACCAAUCUCUAGGAAAGGAAGAAGUCAAAGGGAGUGGUGUACCUCUAGAGAUCCGGAAGGAAAUCGUUGACAGGCACAAUGAGAUCAGAAGAAAAGUGAAUCCAUCUGCCAGAAACAUGCUGAAAGUGGUAUGGGAUGAGGCAGUGGGUGAAAGAGCCAGACAAUGGGUCAAUCAAUGUAAGCAAGAGAUGAGUCCCAAAGACAGCAGAGAAGGAAAUGGUACUAUAUGCGGCGAGAUUAUAUUUCAGGCCAAUUACAUCAACUCCUGGACGGAAGUGAUCAAGUUCUGGAAUGGAAAAAAAGCAAAUUUCAAAUACGGUGUUGGGAAGAUUGAUCCAGGAGUAAACAUAUAUCCCUAUACGCAGUUGAUUUGGUAUAACUCAUACCGGGUUGGAUGUGCGGCAGCUUAUUGUCCAAACACCAAAUUCCCUUACUUCUACAUCUGCCAGUACUGUCCUGCAGGGAACUUCGACCCUGACUUGGCAAAGCCCUACAAAAAAGGCCCGGCCUGUGGAGACUGCCCUAACAAUUGUGAGAAAAAACUCUGCACCAACCCGUGCAAGUAUUCGGAUGCUUCCCGAGACUGCAAGAGAAAGAAAAGGAUGUUCACCUGUCAGAACCCUGCGUUAAGGGAGGAAUGCCGAGGCACCUGCUCUUGCAAAAAAGAAAUUGUAUAG
Molecule: messenger RNA, 784 nt
Organism: Heteronotia binoei (common prickly gecko)
Lineage: Eukaryota; Metazoa; Chordata; Lepidosauria; Squamata; Gekkonidae
Product: cysteine-rich venom protein piscivorin-like
Exons: 7
Coding region: 65-784 (239 amino acids)
Cellular component (GO): extracellular region
Source: RefSeq, a predicted model, not a curated record